CCGGCGUGUGCGGAGGCUGGGCGGGUAGCCCGAGCGGCGGCCGCAGCGCAGGUAAGGCGGGCAGGCCUGCCCUCGCGCCGGGGCCGCGCCUGCAGCUCCCCGAGCCUCCCGUCCCAGCCCUGCCCCGGGGGCGAGAGCGGGGAGCCCCACCCGGACCAGCCCGCGACCACCGGCGGAGCGGCCAGAGCCCCACCCAGGCCGGGCACCCGGCUCCGGGCCCCGCGGAGCGCAGCGGGGCAGGGAAAGGAGGCCGGGGCCCGCAGCCCGACAGUGUCCCCACCCCCGGCUCCCUCCCCAAGCCGCCCACCAGCCCCCUUCCCUCUGGCCGGAGCUUGAGCCGAGCCCGGCCGGCUUUUGCCGCGCCGAGCCGCCGGCGCCGCCGGGAAGAUGGCCGUGGCGCUGCGGUACUUGUGGCCUCUCCUCCUGUGCAGCCCCUGCCUGCUCAUCCAGAUCCCCGAGGAAUAUGAAGGACACCACGUGAUGGAGCCCCCUGUCAUCACGGAACAGUCCCCACGGCGCGUGGUCGUCUUCCCCACAGAUGAUAUCAGCCUCAAGUGUGAGGCCAGCGGCACACCCGAAGUGCAGUUCCGCUGGACUCGGGACGGUGUCCUCUUCAAACCCAAGGAGGAGCUGGGUGUGACCGUGAACCAGGCCCCCCACUCUGGCUCCUUCACCAUCACAGGCAACAACAGCAACUUCGCCCAGAGCUUUCAGGGCGCCUAUCGCUGCUUUGCCAGCAACAGGCUGGGCACCGCCAUGUCCCACGAGAUCCAGCUCAUGGCCGAGGGUACCCCCAAGUGGCCAAAGGAGACAGUGAGACCUGUCGAGGUGGAGGAAGGGGAGUCGGUGGUUCUGCCUUGUCACCCACCCCCCAGUGCAGAGCCACUCCGGAUCUACUGGAUGAACAGCAAGAUCUUGCACAUCAAGCAGGAUGAGCGGGUGACCAUGGGCCAGAACGGCAACCUCUACUUCGCCAACGUGCUUACCUCGGACAACCACUCGGACUACAUCUGCCAUGCCCACUUCCCUGGCACCCGGACCAUCAUUCAAAAGGAACCCAUUGACCUCCGGGUCAAGGCCACCAACAGCAUGAUGGACAGAAAGCCGCGCCUGCUCUUCCCCACCAACUCCAGCAGCCACCUGGUGGCCCUGCAGGGGCAGCCGCUGGUCCUGGAGUGCAUCGCCGAGGGCUUCCCCACGCCCACCAUCAAAUGGCUGCGCCCGAGCGGCCCCAUGCCAGCUGACCGAGUCACCUACCAGAACCACAACAAGACCCUGCAGCUGCUGAACGUGGGUGAGGAGGACGACGGCGAGUAUCGCUGCCUGGCUGAGAACUCCCUGGGCAGUGACCGGCACGCCUACUACGUCACCGUGGAGGCGGCCCCGUACUGGCUGCACAAGCCCCAGAGCCGUCUGUACGGGCCGGGAGAGACUGCCCGCCUGGACUGCCAAGUGCGGGGCAGGCCCCAACCAGAGGUCACCUGGAGAAUCAAUGGGAUCCCUGUGGAGGAACUGGCCAAGGACCAGAAGUACCGGAUCCACCACGGAGCCCUGAUCCUGAGCAACGUGCAGCCCAGUGACACGAUGGUGACCCAGUGUGAGGCCCGUAACCGGCACGGGCUCCUGCUGGCCAAUGCCUACAUUUAUGUUGUCGAGCUGCCGGCCAAGAUCCUGACCCCAGACAACGAGACGUACAUGGCGGUCCAGGGCAGCACCGCCUACCUUCUGUGUAAGGCCUUUGGAGCCCCUGUGCCCAGCGUCCAGUGGCUGGACAGGGAAGGAAAGACGGUGCUUCAGGAUGAGCGCUUCUUCCCCUACACCAACGGGACCCUGGGCAUCCGAGACCUCCAGGCCAAUGACACCGGCCACUACUUCUGCCAGGCUGCCAACGACCAAAACAACGUGACCAUUGUGGCUAACCUGCAGGUCAAAGAUGCCACUCAGAUCACGCAGGGGCCCCGCAGCGCGAUCGAGAAGAAAGGCUCGCGAGUGACGUUCACGUGCCAGGCCUCCUUUGACCCCUCCUUGCAGCACACCAUCACCUGGCGCGGGGAUGGUCGCGACCUCCAGGAGCUCGGGGACAGUGACAAGUACUUCAUAGAGGACGGGCGCCUGGUCAUCCACUCCCUGGACUACAGCGACCAGGGCAACUACACCUGCGUGGCCAGCACCAAGCUGGACGCGGUGGAGAGCAGGGCAGAGCUCCUGGUGGUGGGGAGCCCCGGCCGCGUGCCUCAGCUGGAGCUGUCUGAUCGCCACCUGCUGAAGCAGAGCCAGGUGCACCUGUCUUGGAGCCCCGCUGACGACCACAACGCCCCCAUUGAGAAGUAUGACAUUGAAUUCGAGGACAAGGAGAUGGCGCCUGAGAAGUGGCACAGUCUGGGCAAGGUGCCCGGGAAUCAGACCUCCACCACCCUCAAGCUGUCGCCUUAUGUCCACUACACCUUUAGAGUUACUGCCAUCAACAAAUACGGCCCUGGGGAGCCCAGCCCAGCCUCGGAGACUGUGGUCACGCCAGAAGCAGCCCCGGAGAAGAACCCCGUGGAUGUGAAGGGGGAAGGAAACGAGACCAACAACAUGGUCAUCACUUGGAAGCCGCUGCGGUGGAUGGAGUGGAACGCCCCCCAGGUUCAGUAUCGCGUGCAGUGGCGCCCUCAGAAGACGCAGGGGGCCUGGCAGGAGCAGAUCGUGAGCGACCCCUUCCUGGUGGUGUCCAACACUCCCACCUUUGUGCCCUAUGAGAUCAAGGUCCAGGCCGUCAACAGCCAGGGCAAGGGCCCGGAGCCCCAGAUCACCGUCGGCUACUCUGGGGAGGACUACCCCCAGGCAAGCCCUGAGCUGGAAGGCAUCAAGAUCCUCAAUUCGAGCACGGUGCUGGUCAGGUGGUGGCCUGUGGACCCAGCCCAGGUCAAGGGCCACCUCCGGGGAUACAAUGUGACGUACUGGUGGGAGGGCAGUCAGAGGAAGCACAGCAAGAGGCAUGUCCACAAAGGCCACGUGGUGGUGCCUGCCAACAGCACCAGCACCAUCCUGGGAGGCCUGCGGCCCUACAGCUCCUACCAUCUGGAGGUGCAGGCCUUUAACGGCCGGGGACUGGGGCCCGCCAGCGAGAUGACCUUCAGCACCCCCGAGGGAGUGCCUGGACACCCCGAGGCGCUGCACCUGGAGUGCCAGUCGGACACCAGCCUGCUGCUGCACUGGCAGCCCCCGCUAAGCCACAAUGGCGUGCUCACGGGCUAUGUGCUCUCCUACCAGCCUCUGGAUGAUGGGGGCAAAGAGCAGUUGUCCUUCGACCUCCCGGACCCUGAGCUGAGGACGCACAACCUGACCAACCUCAGCCCCCACCUGCGGUACCGCUUCCAGCUCCAGGCCACAACGAAGGAGGGCCCUGGAGAGGCAAUCGUGCGGGAAGGAGGCACCAUGGCCUUAUCUGGGACCCCGGAUUUUGGCAACAUCUCGGCCAUGGCUGGCGAGAAUUACAGCGUGGUCUCCUGGGUCCCCAAGGAGGGCCAGUGCAACUUCGGGUUCCAGAUCUGGUUCAAAGCCCUGGGGGAUGAGAAGCUGGGCGCUCAUCUCCCGCCGCAGUACGUCAGCUACAACCAGAGCUCCUACACGCAGUGGGACCUGCAGCCUGACACCGACUACGAGAUCCACUUGCUCAAGGAGCGGGUGCUCCUGCACCAGAUGGCCGUGAAGACCAACGGCACUGGCCGAGUGAGACUCCCUCCUGCCGGCUUUGCCACGGAGGGCUGGUUCAUCGGCUUCGUCAGCGCCAUCAUCGUCCUGCUUCUCAUCUUCCUCAUCCUUUGCUUUAUCAAGCGCAGCAAGGGUGGCAAGUACUCAGUGAAGGACAAGGAGGACACCCAGGUGGACUCGGAGGCCCGGCCCAUGAAGGACGAAACCUUCGGCGAGUACAGGUCCCUGGAGAGUGACAACGAGGAGAAGGCCUUCGGCAGCAGCCAGCCAUCCCUCAACGGCGACAUCAAGCCCCUGGGCAGUGAUGACAGCCUGGCCGACUACGGGGGCAGCGUGGACGUCCAGUUCAACGAGGACGGCUCCUUCAUCGGCCAGUACAGCGGCAAGAAGGAGAAGGACGCGGCAGGGGGCAACGGCAGCUCAGGGGCCGCCUCCCCCACCAACCCUGCGGGGACCCUGGAGUAGCAGGUUCCACCCAGCCAGGCGAGGCCGCAGGGGAGUCAGAGGCCAAGACCCCCCAGUCUGAGGCCUGUGCUGGGUCCCUGACCUUGGGACUGAGGCCCCUCCCUCUCUUCACCAGGCUGCGGCCCGGCCCUCUGACCCUGAGCCCGAGGGAGGCUUAAGUCGGGGGCAGAGAAGAGGAACUCACUGCCUCUAAUCCCCUUCUGACUACCUGGUCCCCACUUGAUUGCCAAAACCCAGCUGCACCCCUUCUUGGGCACACACUGCUUUGCUCCAGCUCAGGGGCCAGUCACCCACACGUCAGGUGCUGCCUCGCCGGCCUUUGGGCAGAGGGAGGCUGUGGUCAGGGCAGAGGAAGCGGGGCCGCUGCCUGGGGGGGCCUCCUCAGGACCACGGCUGGCACCUGCACCCCCAGCCGUUCCUUGGCCAGCCUGGCUGGGACAGGGGACAGGACUCGGUGUCCCCACCAUCUGCUCCCUUUUCCUUGCCAUCUCUGCUCCAGCUGGGAUGGGAGCUGGGCAGGCUGGCCAUGGGUGCAGGGGAGGCCAUCUGGAGAGCCCGGAGUCCCAGCUGCCGGUGUCGCACUCGGCCCACCGCACCCUGCGGCCGGCUUUCAGGAGUUCCAUACACACGCUGCCUUUGGUACCCACCAGACGACAUCCAAGUGGCCUCCGUCACUGCCCAGGUGCGGGGCAGGCUCACCUCCUCCCCCUGGCCCCGGCCUCUCCCAGCCUCCACCGCACCCCAGGACCCCUUAGCAACCCCCCGCCCCCGACCCCAGUCUGAACAGUCCCCUUCCUCAGCCUCCCCCAGCCCCACCUUGGGAAUGUAAAUACACCGUGACUUUGAAAGUUUGUACCCUUGCCCUUUCCCCAUAUGCCACUAGUGUGUAGGCAGAUGUCUGAGUCUCUAGGUGGUUUCUAGGUUUUAUAGCAAUUAGCUUUGAUGAUCCCAUCCCAGGAAAAAUAAAAAAAAAAAAAAAAAAAAAAAAAAAAGGAAAGAUUGGUUCUCCCAGCUCUGCUGCGCUCCCGCCCAGCAGCCAGCAUCUCCCCAUAUGCCUUUGCUUGGUCUGUUGAUGAGCCCUUUACAAAAAGCAAAAGUAUAUAUAUAUAUGUACAUAAAUAUCAGAAUUAUAAAAGGCAAAUAAAA
Balaenoptera musculus (blue whale) is the source of this 5307-nucleotide messenger RNA. RefSeq names its product L1 cell adhesion molecule (gene L1CAM). Bases 388 to 4161 code for a protein of 1257 amino acids. Gene Ontology annotation, molecular function: protein binding. Lineage: Eukaryota; Metazoa; Chordata; Mammalia; Artiodactyla; Balaenopteridae. The transcript has 29 exons. The record is from RefSeq and is a predicted model, not a curated record. Gene Ontology annotation, biological process: cell-cell adhesion.